This is a messenger RNA of Rhizophagus irregularis DAOM 181602=DAOM 197198, 228 nucleotides long. NCBI's taxonomy places the organism in Eukaryota, Fungi, Glomeromycota, Glomeromycetes, Glomerales, Glomeraceae. The record is from RefSeq and is a predicted model, not a curated record.
AUGAAUAAAACACUUAUGGAUUUAUUGAUUAUUUUAUACGAUGUAAUUGAUGAGGUAAAACAUGAGAGACUUCAACGACGACUUGAACAUUUUGUUAAGGCUGUGGAAGAUUUAAUGAGACUUGUUAUUAUCAUUAAAUCAUUAAUAAUGAAUGUAUGUAAUAAAAAAUUAGAAAAAUUGGAAAAUCAAAAGAAGGAUUUAUCAUGUAAAUUAUAUGUAACUUUUUGA